Molecule: messenger RNA, 5083 nt
Organism: Girardinichthys multiradiatus
Lineage: Eukaryota; Metazoa; Chordata; Actinopteri; Cyprinodontiformes; Goodeidae
Product: membrane-associated guanylate kinase, WW and PDZ domain-containing protein 3-like
Exons: 14
Coding region: 1211-4747 (1178 amino acids)
Biological process (GO): signal transduction
Cellular component (GO): cytoplasm
Molecular function (GO): protein binding
Source: RefSeq, a predicted model, not a curated record
UCGUUUCCCACGUGGGUGUUGAAGUCCCCAGCAGAAUAUCUCAACUCUUGUUUCAACUCUCAUACAAAAGGCAUUUUAUUCUGAUGGCUUUAGAAUAUUAGGCUUAUAAGCUGUAUUCAGAACAGUCACAUUAGUAGGACUGUAAAUGUCAAUAAUUGGGCUGUAAGAUCACUAAUAUUGAGCAUUGUGCCACUAGACGGCACUAAAAUCCCUCAGUUUAAUUUGGUAGUCAAUAAAAUGCUGACAUUUUUGACAUUUUAACAAAAGGGUCCAAAUGUGUUUGCAUGUCAUUGUUGUCUAGUUUGCUCCUUGGGCAAGAACAACACUUGGUGAGGAAGAGCAUAUACGGUCAAGUUAACAUAGAAAAAAGCAACAUAGAGACGUGGUUGUGGCAAGGAAGGAGGGUAAGUGGAGGUUUGAGGCAAGAAGCCAGAGUGCUGCAGAAUAAAAAGGAGAGAGGGACCUGUAGUGGGAGGAGAAAAAUGCAGGCAGGCAGACAUCCAGAUAAUUAUAAAGAAAGAUAGUGUUCCAGACAGUCAGGUAGGUUCGGCAGGCAGUCGGGACCAGUGGGGGUGAAUGCAGGAUGGAGGCAGAGUGGAGUCUGAAGAGAGAGUCAUCCAACACUCUGACCUUUGCUGAGUCAUCUUUUGAAGUGUAACUUUGUGGGUGGAUUGCUCGGCAGCACUUGUCAUGUGCAGCAGGACUCUGGGUGCCCCCAGUGUCUGAGAUCUCUCCGAUCCAUGUUGGAGCUGAAAGCUGAAGGACAGCUACAAGGAGAGCUAAGGAAAAAAAAAUGCUGAUUUUCAUUCUGCUUGUUGUGUGAUACGCAUGGCCACUCAUACUUCUCAGUGGAUAGACAGAAAUGGCAGAGAUGCUGACUCUACGUGAGUUGUCAGAACAAACAUCAAUACAUUUUGCUUGCAGAGAAACUUUUCACUCUCUGUAUCAGUUGGAUAUGUCAUUGUUUAAUUUUGUGUCUUAACUUUCAUCACUAUUAUUACAGGAGGUUCUGCAGGAGUGAGCGUUCCUAUUGGCCACCGGUCCCCUGGUCGGCCCCGGGCAUCCAGCAGUGGAGGUGAGGGUCAUGGCAUAGAGAAUGGGAUCAUCGGCAGCAGAAGAGGCGCCAGAAUCAGAUGCAUGAUGCCAGAUCACUGGGAGCAGGCCUUUAGCGAUCCUGGAGAACUACUUUACAUAGAGCGGGUUGAUAACCAUGGACCAUUUGGCUGAUCCAAUGGAGCCUUGGGUGAAUCACGAAGGAAGAGGGAGUGGCUGCAUAUUAGUGUCUAUUUUUCUCUCAGAAAUUCUUAAAACCAAGCGCAGCCCGAGGAGGACCAGCUGGCUGGGUCCUCGUUCCUCAAGCAGAGAGGCUAACUACAAAAAUGAAUGGUUCACGGACCAGCCCGAGGACCUCCGAGGUUUCCCUGUCCAUGCACACUUGAUCAAGGGCUCCAGAGGGUUUGGUUUCAACAUAGUUGGAGGCAGCAGACCAGGAGAGUUUCUCCAGGUCUACAGUGUGACAGCAAGUGGACCCUCGACUCUUAAGACAGCGGACAUACUCGUGUACAUCAAUGAUGCUUGUGUGCUGGGAAUGUCUCACAAAGAGGCUGUAGAGAUGCUAAAAUCCGUGCCUGUGGGCUGUAGCAUAGACAUAGAGGUGAGAAGAGGGUAUCCAAUGCUCUACAACCCUGACGGUUGUCCUAGGCAUCCCUCACCAAGAUUACUGGACAGUGAGGACCACAAUGUAGCACCUACCACCACCCAGCCCCAACCUCUUCACCAGCUACCUCGCCUUUCAACACCUUCGCCGCAGAGCCAGCAAUUUAACGGGUUCCACAGCAACAGAGGCUACGUGGAACAUGGCGUGACUCUAGAUGCCAAUGGAAAUGCCACAUCUUACGCUUCCAGACUCCCUCCACCAUACAGACGCUCCAGUGUAAGCAAUGCUGCAUCAUUCUCCCCAGUUCAGUCGCACAGGAGCCUAGCCAGGCUGCAGUUGCUAGACCCGAUGCUGGCCAGCCAGAGUGACAGUGAGGUUGUUUCUGCGGUUGGAUCACACAGGGCGUCGAUGAUCAGAAAUCACAACAAUAACUCCCUUACAACGCCGCAGCAUCGUAAUGGAACGUCAAAGUCUUCUGAAAGUGACCUGUCCACAUGCACGAUGCCAGGGACCCGGUUGCCACUCCCCGAGUCACCACGGAGACCCUCCUCUUCCCCUGGUGGUCCACGCAGUGCUCACUCACACCUUUUUGGACCACAGACCUCCCAUCUCAGACCACCUCCCACCCGAGAAAGCCCUCACCUCCAUGGUGUGAAUGGUUUUCAUGGCAACACCAGCCCCACUGCCAGCCCCAGCAUCGUUUCCUCUUCUGGUGCUAUGAGUGUGGGCAGUGGAUUUGGAGGAUUCAGUGGAGGGGAACUCGUUCCAGUGGCCUUGGCGCAAACUGAAGGAGACAGGGGCCUCGGGUUCAACCUGAUGGCUGGUGGUUCUGCUGGCAGGUUGACUGUAGUGGAGAGAGUCUGGGACAGAAAGCGGUGCAUCUCCCUACAGCCAGGGGAUGCUGUUGUCAAGAUCAAUGGAGCUGAUGUCCAGAGUCUCAGCCCCAUGCAGAUUCAAACAAUCCUGCAGGAGCACACAAAGCAGGGAGAAGUUAUUCUGCUGGUUUACAGAGGAGGCACCUAUCACUCAUCUGUUUCUCCUGGCUCUGUUCGGAGACUCCCUCCACCUCUGCUACGCCCUCCACCUCCUCCUGUUGACUCAGACAAUACGUCCUUGCUUCCAGAAGCCCUGCCUGUGCCCCACAUCUCCACCAGCAACCCUUCCUCCCCGCUCCUCACAAGUUCCUGUCUGAUCCAGAGCACCAGUUUUUUGGAGUCAAUUCCAGUGACCCUGACCAUGGAGCCCAAAGACUGGAUCGACACUGGCCUUGAAGACGAGGCUUGCGGUGGUGUACCUGUGCCUGAAGCAAGUCUGGAAAAGCGAAAAGGCGAACGAACACGGCACUUUAGAGGGUUCGACGUGGAACUGAAGAGAAAACCAGAAGAAGGAUUUGGGUUUGUGAUUGCCUCACAGGACUUGGAGAAUGGGAGAGCUAAUCAAAGAGCCAUGCUGGAGAGACUACAGUCUGCUUUGAAAACUGUGAAGGAGUCUAAACCUGUGUCCCUUCUUCCUCACCGUUUUGUCACUGUCCGACGCGGAAGUCCUGCGGCAAAGAGCGGCCAGAUCCGACCCGGAGAUCGUUUAGAGGCUGUAGAAGGCCGUUCAGUGGUAACUCUGCCUCAUCGAGAGCUCGCUCAAAUUCUUCGUAGAGCAGGAAACACUCUACGUCUAACCAUCGUCCCCCGGCCCAGCACCUACUCCUCAAAUCACACAGAAACAGCUGACCAUGAUCAUGGUCACAGGAGCAGAAAGGGUCAGAGGUCACGCCCAAAGCGUGACUCCAGGUACUACAGUGUCGACCUAGAUCGGGGGCCUUCGGGCUUUGGCUUCAGCCUCCGAGGGGGAAGUGAGUACAACAUGGGCCUCUAUGUCCUGGGAUUGAUGGAGGGGGGUCCUGCAUCACGGAGCCAAAAAAUACAGGUGAGUGACCAGCUUGUGGAAAUCAACGGAGACAGUACAACCGGGAUGACCCACAGCCAAGCUGUGGAAAUGAUCCGCCGUGGAGGACACCGAAUCCACCUGGUCCUCAAGAGGGGGAACGGCUACGUGCCUGAUUAUGCCCAUGAGCACAGAAUCACCUCCCCCUCCCUCCUGUACAACCCCAAAGAGCAGGGUCUGGCUGCAGUAAACUCCGCUGGGAGGAGGGGGCGCCGCUCCAACCAGAAGGGGAGAAGCAAAUCAGUCGGAGAUGUGAGAGAGAAUAAGAGGGGAAACAGCAGAGGAAGAAGAAGAAGGCGGGGCUCAGUAGGAGGAGAACGCUUACAGAGCCCCAUCUCCGAGUGGAGGGAGAGGUCCCGGGAGGAUAGGGAGAGGAGGAGGAAAAGGAGAUCUCAGAAUUUACCAAGAGAUAUUAUUAGGAAAUGUGAAGAAGAUUAUGCUGAGACAGUAAGGGGAAGAAGAGGGAGGAACAGACACAGAGAGAGAAAAAGCAGGAGUCAGGAGAGGAGGAGGAUGACAAGGGGGGAGGAGUCUGAACUGGAGGAGCAGGAAGCAUCUACUGUUGAAGAGACGCAGAAGGAAAGAGUGGAGGAACUGGAGGGAAGAGUGGACUUAUUAGAGAGUGAAGAAGACAAAGUUUUCCUACCUAUUCCAAGCCCAAUCCAUAGACUUCCCAAACCCAAGGAGAACUGGGAGGUGAAAACUGAUGAAACCUCGGACAUGGCAGCAGAGUAUAGGGGGUUAAAAAGGGAUGAGGAGCAGGAGAGGUUACAGGACAGGGCUUCAGCAGUGGAGCUGAAUGAUAACGAGCGAAACUAUGAUGCAGAGUCUGUGACCUUUGAGAGGCCUUUACCAGGUGUUGCUUUGGUUGAUCCGAAGUGGCAGAGAGAGUCCUUCUCCUUCCUCACCUCCACAUGGUCUGUGGACCAGCUGGGGGAUGCCGGGUCAGAGUCAGGAGACAGUCAGUCAGACAGUCAGUCUGAUGGCAGCCUCUCUGCCGCCAGUAUUUCAGGUCUUUCUGUGGCUGCCGGGGCGCUGCCGGGCCCGUGGCUCGUGCCGGGUCAGCAGAGUCUGGUUCACUUUGUAGGUGAGGAACACAGGCGGGGCGGGAGGAGGACCAGGCAGAGGGGAAGACGAAGCGCUGUCUCCUGAUUGUCAAUAGAGAACAAAGCAAGCAGUAUUUAAAUGACCCCAGAUCAGAUUCUGUUUCACACCAUUCGAUCUCUACUUGCUUUCUGCAACUAUCAUCAACCUUUUCUCUAAGUCACUUUAAUACCUACAAUAGAGCUCACAUUCUUUGUGCCUUUCUGCCGCUGAUCUCUGGAUGAUGUCAUAUCACAGUUCAGUUUGAACCUCCCCCAACAUUGUAAAUGUCCUUUCAGAGCAUUGUUGCACAUUUAAUUUGAAACCAUGGUAAUUUUCAGCUUACCCUCUGUUAGCCACUCACCCGUUUCAUCAGCUUCUGUGAGUGUUCACUCUCGAUUACGG